UAAAAGACAUGGCUGCGCAACCUGAUGCUUAACCUGUUUCCCAUUUGACUGAAGAGGUUCGGUGGUCAGGCGUCCUGGCAGGGGGCUAGUGACAGGACAGGCGAGGAAGAGGUUGGACACAGGUUGACAUCUGUAAGCAGCCCAACUACAUGGCUGCAAAAAUUGUGCCAGGGGCGUUCGCCCUGUUGAUCGUCGCAAGCGCUCUGCUCGCAACGACGGCUGAUGCACACGCGGGCCAUUUCCAUCUCUGCCCCGACACACCAAGCGGAAAGAACUACGUGCGCAUUGAGGUCGGGAAUUGCACAACGUUUACCACCGUUAACACUACCGCUAACCUGACGAUGUCCGGGAAGGUGACAAUGUGGGUCUACGCCUACAAGAACUGCAGUGAUUCACUUUCGUCGGCUCUUGAGUUCAAUACAGUUCUUUACCAAAACGGAAUGCCUCUCGCCAGCACUAACACCACAGGUUACGCUUAUACAGGAACGUGCGCUUCCUCCACAAAGUCCGUCUACUACAACAAUGCCUCCAUGGUUCCCGUCAAUGAUGCCACCAACAUGAUCUUCUGGAAGUCCGCUGUCUCGGACGCAAACGGCACCAUCUGCGGUAACGCCGCCAACAGUUUCAUCGUACGCGCCGAGGACGGUAUGGGCAUGCUGGAGGCCAGCCCGCUGCAGUCCUUUGUCUUGUCGACGGAUGCAACAGGCCCCGCCGUAUGCUGCGACCUCUCGCUCUACCCCAAGCCGGACCUCUCAGUCCUCACCAGCCGGACCCAGCCCUGCAACGUGCCGCCCCCGCCAUCACCCCCCGUUCCUCCGUCGCCCAAGUCUUCGCCACCACCACCGUCAUCGUCCGCUGGAUCCGCCGUACGCACCUCGUUUUGGGCAGCUGUGGGGGCUGCCAUGCUCUUCGUUAUGAACUUAUGAUGAUUGUGUAUUGUAGGUGCAGGAGGUAUAUGAACGCAAUUGCGUCGUGGAUACACUGAAUAGAAGUAACAGGCCGUUCGUGAUCUCUUGCGGUAUGCUCUCCUAGGCAGUGAUGCGCCUUCUCCUUCUCCCACCGGUACUUGCUACUUACCUUCAUGCUGCUG
This is a messenger RNA of Astrephomene gubernaculifera, 1090 nucleotides long. The record is from the annotation of a GenBank genome assembly. Lineage: Eukaryota; Viridiplantae; Chlorophyta; Chlorophyceae; Chlamydomonadales; Astrephomenaceae.